UAGGCUAAGCUAAGUCAAGAGCCAGGAGCUUCAUCUUGGUCUCCCAUGUGGAUGGCAGGGGCCUAAGCACAGGGAUCAUCUUCUGCUGUUUUCCCAGGCCAUUAGCAGGGAGUCUGAUCAAAAGUGGAGCAGCCGGGACUCAAACUGGCAUCUAUAAAGGGAUGCUGGCAAUGCAGGUAGCUGCUUAACCUGCUGCCCCUGAAAAUUAUUUAAAAACAAAACAAAAAGCAAAAAUACUUAGUCUCAAAGGUGGUCUCAAGGAUAUAUAGGAAAUGAAAUAUUUUCUGAGAAAAAUCCACUGAGAUUCAGUAAAAGUGUAGGAUUUCAGUGAUACGUGAAUCCAGACCUGCCCCCUCCCCCCACUUUCCCAACACAGUAUAAUGGAAACUUAAUUCCACACAGGUACAGUCAAGAAAUUAGGGCUCCCGCUCCUGCCAGCUGCUAGUUGGGGGUCUAACAUCCAUGAUGUGGUUAGACAUUGUCAUUUUCUCUUCUUGCCCAGAUUACAUUUUUCUAGGACUACGUUCUGAGCAAAUUCAGUUGAGAGGUAGGGAUCAUGAGGAAAGGUGACAUUAAUCUUAUGUGUAUGCCUUUUAAAAAGAAUAUAUUAAUGAAUUAAAUUCGUACAAAACAUGAUCAGAAGUCGCAGGUACUUGACCACCGAUUUUCAUUAGUGAUGAGCAGUAGGAUAGUUUUCCCAGCUAUAGGAUAUGACCCCCUGAAGGCAAGAGCCAGGAGCUCAAUCUGGGUCUCCCACGAGGGAGGCAGGUACCCAAAUCAUCACCUACUGCCUUCAGGGUGCAUAUUAGCAGGAAUCUGGAAUCAAGAGCAAAGGCAGGACUCAAACCCAGGCACUCUGAUAGGGGAUGCAGGCGUCCAAACAGCAUCUUAUUCACGAUGCCAAAAACAUCAAGAAUCUUUUUAAAAAUGCAAGAAGUCAGUUUUCCGUAGGAGUAUCAGUUUCGUGCUAAGUAUUUUAAACAUAGUCAUUUAGGAAGCAUCUGUAAUAAGUAAACGUGGGUCUGUAAACAAUAUCAAGAUCGGAACUUAAAAAAAAAAAAAUAAGCUAGUGACAAUUAUCAAAAACUCCACCCAGAGGUCUCAUAGCAUAGUUCUUUCCAACGUGGAUUUUUCAAACCAGGAAUUAAUAAACAGCCGGAAUUCGAUGUGGUUGUCACACGGGCAGAGAUCAGUUCUCCCGUUUCACAUCUGGUCUCCAGACAGCCACAGCUGAGGCUGACCACCCCAGGAAACACACAAAUCACUCUCCCUGUUUCCUAACAAAGGGGCGCCAGGGAUUGUGGGAAAUGUAGUCUCGCCUUCCAUGACAUCACCAGCUCAGGACUGUGGGAAGGCUCCUCUGGGUUCCUUCUGCGCUUGUGCUGCUCCACCCACUCCCACCAUCUUCCUCUGACAAAUUCCGGAUGCUGCGGCGCUGCACACGCUGCUUUGCUGGCACCGAGCUUGGGCUUUGUGUCCUUGACGAUCGGUACGAGGGUGCAAGAGGAGCUCCACAGCCCGCCGGAAGUCUUGGGGAGCGGCCAGAACGGGUGUCUUACUUGGUGGGAAUAGGAAAGUUGGUCUGAUUCUAGAAUCUUCUACGUGGUUCCAAGAGCAAAGAAAAUGAAUACAUCUCCAGAGUGAGCAUUAGGCACAGUGAAGACAUUGCUUGGAAUGCUCACAGCUCAUAUUAGGGUUCCUGGGUUUGAGUCCCAGUUUUGUUUCUGAUUCCAGCCUCCUGCAUAUACAUACCCUGAGAAGCAGCAGGUACUUGGGUCCCUGCUACCCACCUGCAGUAUCUGGAUUGAGUUCUUGGCUUCUGGCUUUGAUCUGAACUAGUCUCAUCUUUUGCUGGCAUUUGGGAAGUGAACCCAAAGAUGGAACAUGUCUCUUUGUCUCUCCGCUUUUCAAGUAUUGGUGUCAUUUGAGGAUGUGGCUGUGGACUUCACAUGGGAGGAGUGGCAGGACUUGGACAAUGCUCAGAAGACCCUGUACAGGGAUGUGAUGCUGGAGACAUACAACAGCCUGCUGUCUUUGGGAUAUUGUGUAACCAAACCUGAUGUGAUCUUCAAGUUGGAACAAGGAGCAGAGCCAUGGACAGUAGAAGAACCCCCACAGCAGAGUCUCCAAGUUGUCCAGAAAAUGGAUGACCUGACUGGGACCAGCCAGGAAAAUCAAGGCAUAACUUUUUGGGAAGUAGUAGUCGUAAACAACAACACAUCAACUGAGGAGCGAGUUGAAUUAAGAAAAACAUGUGAUUUGAAUUCAAACCAUAUUUCCAAAUUGGUUGUAAAAAAUGAAGAUUAUUCAGAAGUGAGACCUGAGGCAUUUAAUGUAUAUCAGAAUGAGAUUCUCCCUAGUGAGCCAAAUGAGAUGUAUGCUCAAGAGAAACCUGGUGACCAUAAUAUAACUGGGAAAUCCCUGACGUGCUUUGAUCAUCUUAGUCAGCAGCACAAGAUUCAAACUUUACAGCCGCCUUUUGAAUAUAGUGAACAGGUAAAUGUAUUCAAUAGGGAGGCAAUAUUCCUUACACCUAAGGAGGCUCACAUGAGAGAGAUGCCCUAUAAAUAUAAUGAAUAUGGAAUAGCCUGUGAUAUGUCAGGUUUCAUUGUUGGAGAGGCAACUCAAAUUGGAAAAGAAACUUUCUAUAAAGUAGCAGCUUUCCCUAUACAUCAGCAAACAUACACAGGAGAGAGAUUUUAUGGAUAUAUUGGUUAUGAUGAAACUUUCAUUAGCAAAUCUGGUCUUAACAUAAAUCAAAUGACGUAUCCAGAGAAAAAACCCUUUGCAUGUAACCAGUGCGAGAAAUCUUUCAACUGUAAACAAAGCCUUACUAUACAUCAAAGAAUUCACACAGGGGAAAAGCCGUAUGGAUGUUAUGAAUGUGGAAAAACCUUUUACCGGAAGUCAAAUCUCAGGACACAUCAAAUAAUUCAUACAGGUGAGAAACCAUAUGUCUGUAAUGAAUGUGGGAAAACCUUUUACCGGAGGCCAGAUCUCAUUAUACAUCAGAGAACUCACACAGGGGAAAAACCCUAUGAAUGUCAUGAAUGUGGGAAAACCUUUUGUCAGACGUCCAACCUCAGGACGCAUCAAAGAAUUCAUACAGGUGAGAAACCAUAUGAAUGUAAAGAAUGUAGUAAAACUUUCUCCUGUAAGUCGUACCUCACUCAACAUCUGAGAACUCACACGGAUGAGAAAGCAUAUGAAUGUAAAAAGUGUAGGAAGUCAUUCUACCACAAAUCUCAACUCACUAGGCAUCAGCAAACUCACACAGGGGAAAAACCCUAUGAAUGUAAUGAGUGUGGGAAAACGUUUUGUAGGAAGUCAAGCCUCAGCAUGCAUCAGCAAACUCACACAGGAGAAAAACCUUAUGUAUGUAACGAAUGUGGGAAAACCUUCUAUCAGAAGUCAGUCCUUGCUGUACAUCAAAGAAUUCACACAGGGGAAAAGCCCUAUGAGUGUAAUGAAUGUGGGAAAACUUUUUACCGGAAGAAAGUCCUUGACAUACAUCUGAGAACUCACACGGGGGAAAAACCUUAUGAAUGUAGUGAAUGUGGAAAAACCUUUUACCGGAAAUCAGAUCUCAUUAUACAUCAGAGGACUCACACAGGGGAAAAACCUUACGAAUGUAACGGAUGUGGGAAAACCUUUUACCGAAAAUCACACCUCAGCAGACAUCAGAUAACUCACACAGGUGAAAAACCCUAUGAAUGUAAUGAAUGUGGAAAAACUUUUUGCCGGAAGUCUGACCUGACUAUACAUCAGCGAACUCACACAGGGGAAAAACCCUAUGAGUGUAGUGGAUGUGGAAAGACCUUUUACCGGAAGUCACACCUCACAGUACAUCAGAGAACCCACACAGGUGAAAAACCCUAUGAAUGUAAUGAAUGUGGAAAAACCUUUUGCCAGAAGUCACUCCUCACUAUACAUCAGAGAAUUCACACGGGGCAAAAACCUUAUGAAUGUACUGGCUGUGGAAAAACGUUCUGUCGAAAAUCCCACCUCACUGUACAUCAGAGAACUCAUACAGGAGAAAAACCUUAUGAAUGUAAUGAAUGUGGGAAAACUUUUUACAGGAAGUCAGACCUCAUUAUACAUCAGAGGACUCAUACAGGGGAAAAACCUUAUGAAUGUAAUGAAUGUGGGAAAACCUAUUACCGGAGGUCACACCUUAGGACACAUCAAAGAACUCACACAGGUGAAAAAGCAUACGAAUGUAAAGAAUGUGGGAAAACUUACUAUUCUAAGUCAGCUCUCAAUGUACAUCACAAAAUUCACACUCGGGAAAAUCCAUAUAAAUGGAAUGAAUGUGGACAAACCUACCAGAUGUCAGUUCUCGAUUUACAUCAAAGUAGUCACACAGAAAAUACAGGAGAGACCUUGGAAAUGUAAUGAAUGCUUAAAACAAAAUCAUUAUGCAGGAAGGGUAACCUGAUGAUGCAUCAGAAUCCACACAGGUGAAACAUCUUAAUUUGGAUGAACUUUUUACUGGAAGUCACAUAUCAUUGUACAUUGUAUUUACACAAGUAUAUUCACAUAAGGACAAAACCUUAUGAAUAUACUGAAUAUAGGAAGGCCUUUUAUUAGAAGAUACAUCUCAGCAGAUAUCUGAGAUUUCCAAUGGGAAAACCCAUUGAAUGUGGAAAAACAUUUUGCCCGAAGUCACACCUCAGGACACAAGAGAGAACUCACACAGGUGAGAAAAUAUGAAUGUAAAGAAUGUGGAGAUGCCUUUUGCCAAAAGUCACAUUUCAGCAGGCAUUAGAGCACUCACAGUAGAAAAAUAUCUUAUGAAUAUAAUGAAUGUAAAACAACCUUUUAACAUAAGUCAAGCCUUGAGAAGCAUCACUGAAAUCACAGAGGGAGCCACGCUAAGAAUGUAAUGAAUGUGGAAAAAUCUUUUUCCAGAAGUCAUACACCCUACAGAUUUUAGGGAGCCCACACAAGGAAUAUCUUCCAUCCCCAAUAGCUAAUACUGGAUAUGUGUUCCUCAAAGUCUGUUCUCUUGAACAUAUGGCUUGCAGUUUCAGCCUCCCCUUAUUAUGGGUGGAACCUGAGCUCUUUUUUCACAAAUUAAUUUUGAGAACAAAUAUUCAAGCCCAAACACCCACUUAUUUGAGUUUAUUUACUAAAUUUAUUUACUCAGUUAUUUGGAACGGCUGUUGCUUUGUUUGCCUCUCAUUCCAUCCACCCAUUAUUCUAGUACAAACCGGAUGUGUGACCACAAGUUUAUCACCUGACUCAUGUGCCAUCCAUAAUGUGGUGCAUCCUACCCUAUAUGAUGAGUCUUUUGUCUGGGGUAGCAAUUCUCUGGUGGUAUAUAUAAUCACAGACCUGUUUUGUAUGGACCUGGAUCUGCUUGUACUAGUAGCAGUCUGUGUUUAUAAGGUAUAGGAUAAAAUGAUGCCAUGAACAGAAUGUUGUGUCCUAAAGUCCCAGCAGUCUUCCAGUGAUUAAUAUUGGAUCAGUGUGUUUUUUUUUUCUUUUUCUUUUGUUUUCCUUAUACUCUGCUGAGGUGGAUUGCUUCUGUUUUUAAUUGAGUCCUGAAGUGACUGCAUUUAUGUGACCUAUCAUGAUACCUCUUUGAUCUUUCUCACUGAUCUGUUUGAACCCCUUACACAAAAACACAGUACUGAACAUUGUGGCAUCUUUAAUAUCCUUUUAAUAUUUUAAAAUUUUAUCUACCUUCAUUUUGAUCCAUACUUUUAUUUAAAAUAUCUGUGAAUUCCCAUCACAUAUUCACAAAGCCCUUAUUGAAUUCUGAUUGGAUUUACAUUCAGCUUAGAUCUCUGUGGAUAUCCACUUGAGAUGAAACAUUUCACCUGGGUAUCAGCGAUUCCUUGAUGACCAGGCUUCAAACACAGUGAUGUCCUGUGAAGAUUUAUCCAUCUUGAGGAUAGUCCUGUGAGUCAGCCCUGUCACAUCUCCCUGCUACCCACUGGAAAUAGUCUCAUUGGUCCUUGUCAUCUCCCAAGUGAUAAGCAUGAGAAUUCAGACCUUACAUAUUGAGAUAAAAAUAGAUUUAAAGGGAAACAUGGUUAUAUGUAUUUUAUGAAAACACUAAAAGCCAAAAUACUUAUUUCUGACACAGUUGAUUUUGAGGCCAAAAACAUUUUUGUAAACAGAACAAAAUUUAUACUAAUAUGGGAUUUAAUCUGUCAAGUUUCUUUAGCAAUUCUAAAUGUGCCCACGAAUCAACUUUAGCAUAUGUAAUGUGUGCAUAGCAAAUUUCAAAGGAGUGGACAAAUCUAUGAUCAAAUUGCAAGAUAGUCACCUUUUCUCCUUUGUACAAAGAUGGGGAGUGAGAUGUAGAAAAUGGAGAUGGGAAAAGUAAUAAGUGGAAACAGAAAUGCUCCUGUUAUUAGUUUCAUAGCAUUGGAUGCAAAAUGCCUUGAAUAUUGGCUUUCAUUGAUGUUUUCCACCAUCCCAGGAAAAUAUUUAUGGACAACACAGUAAACAUCCCACAGUGCAGGAGAAAUUAAAUUAGGAGCUAGCUGUAAGAAUAUACGGCAACCCAUCAGAGCCAAGACUCUGCAAGUCCCAGAAGAGCUGCCAGGCCCAUCCAGCCUGCCCAUCUAUUGAUGUUGCUGCUUCAGAGCCUUUUUCCAGUAGAGGAGCCUCCUGGAGUCCAUGGUAACCACUUGUCUCAGUCUCCUACAGUCAUCAGGAGACCCAGUCCUGAAAAGGGGACAGAAAUGGGAGGACGUGUGCAUUUUGGUAUGGAUGGAAACAGGGUCACAAUAAAGGCACCACUACACAGACUUCUUCCUGGGCCACAGCUUUUGAGGUCUGUGUGUCCAAGAAACAAAGUCAGGAGGAUAGGUUGGGGGCAGGAGUUGAAAACCCACUGUACAAGGAGCGUGGAUUGUGGGGAUGGCAAAUAUUGCCUAGUCCUCGAUCAUCCUGUACAUAUUCCAAUCUUGGUCUGUGUUCUGAGGAGCUGUUCCAGUCAUGUGCACAGCCCAGCUAGUCAAGGACCACCAAUAUGGGUGAGUAGGGAUUCCCUUGUUUUCUACUUGCUGUGAUUUGUGCAGAUGCAUAAGGUGCUGGACAUCCUGGAUUCCUUGCAUCCCUUCCCAUUUGCCCAGCAAACUUGCAGCUUCCAUUUGGAACUCUGAGAUUGCCCCCUGUUUCUCUAAGCAAGGGAUGAAAAUGAUAUCUCUCAUACUGAAGUUAUACAGCGUGUGGUAGCACAGUUCAUGGCCCUGUGACCAGGUCUGAGUAAUAUGUUAGCACGUGGUGACUAACAAUUUGUCCACUUUAAAAUGGGGCUAGUCUAGACCCUUUACGGUCUUGACCUGGGUGAAGACCUGACAGGAAGCAGCUUGGACGAGCAAGUGGAAUGUGUGAUCAAGGCUGACAUGAUCCUUUCCUGGUCUUGGUGUAUAGCUGGCCAGCACUACAGGUACAAUGUCACUACACAGAGAUACAGGAGAAUUCAGGGAGGGGUCAGGAGUAACUAGGGAAGGAUGGGGUCUAGUACAGACCCCAAGGAGUGUGAGUGGAUGCAAAGGUUGUGUGUUGGUGGGCAGAGAUGUUGCUUUCCACCUGCCACCAAUCCCAUCCCUGGUUCUCAUCCUGGUGGGAACAUAGCAUGAUACCAUCCUUUCUAUAUUUUUUUUCCAUCAUAGUCUAUUUCCCUCUUGCAGUUUGUUUUGGGCUUAGUUUUCCCUUUUUCUGGUUCUUAAAGUGGAAGGUUUAACUUACUGAUUUCAAGUAUUAAAAAAACACAUUUGGAGCUACAAUUUCCUUCAUCCUGUUAGCUUUUGUGUGUUGUAUUUUCAUUUUUAUUCAUCUUAUAAUAUUUCCUAGUUUCUCUUUUAUCUCUUUCUAUGACCCAAUGGCUAUUUGGGAAUGUUUCUUGUUUCCACACAUUUGUACACUUCUCAGAUGACUUUCUGUUACUGGCUUUCAGUGUAAAUCCAUUGUGUGCAGCUAACAUAAUUUGAUUUCAAUCCUUUAAAUUUUAUUUAGACUGCUUUGGGAGUUAGGAAAUGGUUUUUAAUGGACAAUUCCAUGUGCAGUUGAACAGAAUAUGUAUUUUGUUGUUUGGUGGUGUGUCCCCUAUUAUAAAAUAGGGCUAAAUAGACAGAUAUAGACAUAUCUAUAGUUCUGUGAUGCUCAAAAAUUGAAUAUCCUUAGCCUUUUAUUGUUUCAGCUAUUAUUCAGAGUGGGAUAUUGAUGUCACCAAAUAUUGCUGUUGAAUAGUCUAUUUCUUCCUUAAAUUUUUCCUUUACUUUCCAUUUAAUUUUGAUCUCUUUUGCAUAUAUCUAUAACUGAUAUGUUGUCCAGAUUGACCCUUUAUUACUAUUAAAUGUCAUUUAAUUCUGUCUAUUGUAAUGGUCAGUUAAUGUAAAAAGCUCUCUUACAAGUCUUUAGCUUAGGAUAUAUUUUUUUAUCCUUUAACUUUCAAUGUUUCUGUCUAAAUUUAAAGUUUUGUGCUAUAUUCAAUCUGUUUUCAAUCACAUCCGGCAUUCUUUUUCUUUUUAGUAAUUUUGAUUUAAAUUGACUGAUAGUUGUAUAUGUUUACAGGGGCACAGUGUGGUAUUUUGAUGAAUGGUAUACAUUGCAAAAUGAUCAACUCAGUCUACGUAACAUAUCCAUUACCUCACAGAUGUAUUUUUUCAUGAUGAGAACAUUGAAAAUCCAUCCUUCUCAACUUUGAAAUGCACAAUACAUUACUAUAGUCUCUAUGCAGUGCAGCUCAAAAACUUACUCUUUGAAACUUUGCUCUCUUUGACCAGUGUGUCCCAUUUCCCCCUAAACUCCCAUUGAUAAUUGCCAUUAUUCUUUCUAAUUUUGUGAAUUUAAUAUUUUCAGACUCCAUAUAUAAGAGAUCCUGUGGCAGUUGUCUUCUUAUGUCUGGCUCAUGUCGCUUAAUAUUCAUUCAUGUUUGUCACAAAUGACAGAAUUUACUUUCCUUAAGGCUGAGUAUAAUUAAGUGUUCCCUCCCUUUUUGUAGUCAAUUUAUCCAUUUAUUGAUGUGUUGGUAGUUUUAUGUCAUAUCUAUUGUGAAUAAUACUAUAAUGAAAAUAGAAGUACAGUUCCUCUGGAUGUAUACCUAGAUGUGGCAUUGCUGUAUGCGAUUUAGUUCUAUUUUUAGUUUUAUGAGGAACUUUCAUGCUAUUUUUAUGUCCAAGAAAUCAUUGCCUAGACCAAGGUCAUAUUUUUCCCCAAUGUUUUCUUUGUAAUGUCUGUCUUGAUUUGGUAUUAGUGUAAUGGUAGCCUUAUAAAAUUAUUUAGUAUCCUUUCAAUUUUUUACAAAGGUUUGUAGAUUGGUUGUUUAAAAAUUUGGUAGAAUUCAGCCAUGAACCCAUCUGGCCUUGGGCUUUCCCUUGAUGGGAAAUUUUCUGUUACUGAUGCACUGUCUCUACUUGUUGUUGGUCUAAUAUUUAUAAUUUUAUAAUUCAAUCUUGGUGGGUUAUAUUUUUCUAGAAUUUUACCCAUUUCUUUUAGGUAACAUAUUUCAUUUGUGCAUUUUUUUCAUAAUAUUCUCUUAUAACCCUUUGAACUUCUGUGUUAUUCCUUGUAAUGUUUCCUCUUUUAUUUCUGAAUUUGUGUCUUCCCUCUUUUUGUUAGUCUAGCUAAGGGUUUGUCAAUUUUGUUUAAAUUUAAGAUAAAAAUCUGGAGUUUCAUUUGUAUUUCUUAUUACUUUUGAGUCUCACUUUCGUUAUAUCUAAUUUGAUCUGUGUCACUACCUUCCUUCUGCUAACUUUAGGUUUAGAAAGUUCUUUUUCUGUUUUGUUGAGAUGGACAAUGUUAAGUUAGCUUAUUAUAUAUUUAUAUAUUUUUAUUUAUAUAUGAUAGUAGAAACUUCCCUCUUAGAACUGCUUUUAUCAUGUUCCAUUGUACAUUGUAUUUACAUUUUUGUUUGCACCCAUUAGAAUAUACUAUAUAGUUGCUUUUAAGUGUUUUUCCUUUUAAUCUGUAUACUGGAUAUAUAAUUGAUUUAUCCAUCAUAAUUACAUAUAGGUGAUUUGGGUUUGACAUUGUAGUUUUACUGAUGAACUCUAUACUUUCAUAUGGUUUCAUUUUACUAAUUACCAUUAUUUUCCUUCUGCAACUUUAAGAGCAUCUUUUAGCAUUUUUGUUAGGCUGGUCAAGUAGUGGUAAAUACCUUCAUCUUUUGUUUAUAUGAGAAUGGCUUUCUGUAUCCUCCAUUUUUCAGAUACAGAAUUAGUGGAUAGUGUGUUCUACGUUCAGUGUUUUUAAUCUUGUUUUCAGAAUUUUAAAUUAUUAUACCACUUUCUUCUAACCUGCAAAAUUUCUGAUGAAAAGAUAUGCUAAAAUGUUUUAUGGUUAAUAAAAAGAUACUUUUGCAUUGCUGAUUUAAAAAAAAAUUCCUCUGUCUCUAAGUUAAGACAGUUUGAUUAUGAUUUGCCUCAGUGUGGAAGACUUUUUCUGGAGUCAUCUUAUUUGAUGUCCUUUGGGCUCUUCUACUGUGAAUUUCUGCCUGCUUCCAUAGACUUGAGGAAUUUUAUGUCACUAUAGAAAUAUAUUUUCUAUUGUUACUCCUUCCCUUUCUCCUUCUAGUAUACUAAUAGUAUAUAUGUUUUAGUUGAUGCUGUGCCAUUCAUCUUUUAAGCUUUCGUCACUCAUUUUCUUUCCUACUUUUUUUGCUUCCCAUAAAUGAUCUCCAGUGACCAGUCUUCCAAGUUCAUUGAUCCUGUGUUUUGUUUAAGUUUUCUGCCAAACACUUCAUUUUAAUUUUACAGUUCAGUUAAAAUACUCUUCAGCUGUAUCAUUUUAUGUUUCGUACCUUUUUAAUACUUCCUUGGUUAAAUUUUUCAUUUGGUUCUUGCAUUGCUCACCUGAUCUCUGUGGACGUCUUUAUGACCAUUAUUUUGAAUUCCUAUUUGGGUAAAUCAAAUUUCCACUUCAUUAGAGUUGGCUCUAGGUUUAUCCUGUUCUUUUAUUGGCCAUUUAGUUCCUCUUUUUCUUGACUUUUUGUAUCGGUUUGUACACAUUAGGAGAGACAGUUAUCUUUCCCCAGCUUAUCAAACUGUACUCUUUUUUUUGACAGGCAGAGUAGACAGUGAGAGAAAGAGAGAGAGAGAGAAAGGUCUUCCUUUGCCGUUGGUUCACCCUCCAAUGGCCGCCACGGCCAGCGCGCUGCAGCCGGCGCACCGCGCUGAUCCGAAAGCAGGAGCCAGGUGCUUCUCCUGGUCUCCCAUGCGGGUGCAGGGCCCAAGGACUUGGGCCAUCUUCCACUGCUCUCCUGGGCCACAGCAGAGAGCUGGCCUGGAAGAGGGGCAACCGGGACAGAAUCCGGUGCCCCGACCAGGACUAGAAUCUGGUGUGCUCGCGCCGCAAGGCGGAGGAUUAGCCUAGUGAGCCGCGGCGCCGGCCCAGACUGUACUUUUUAAAGAGAGCAAUCUCACCUAUUUAUUCAUUCAGAGAUUCUAAAAGUAUCACUCAAAUUUGUAUUUGUCCAGUCUGCUGUUUCUAAUUUUGUGGCCCCCAGGUGAUUGGAGUGUACUACAAUCUGUCAAUACUCCACAACCAUAAGUUAAAAGAGACUGUAGAUGUGACUAGCAAGCUUGGAGUGUUAGAUAUAUAUUCUAGUUCCUCCUGUCUUCUCAGUGAAGCUGAAAGUGGGCAUUUAUCUCCCACUCUGCACUAAUCUGGUGAAGGAUCUGUACUGUCUAUGCAUGCAGUUGCUGUCACAUUGCACCCAUUGUUCCUGAGGGUAUAGGAACUGAAAGUGAGCGCAUUGUGUGUUUAUCUCUGUUUUCUGUGGUGCAGGGAGACAGGAAUUCAGAGUCCCUUCUCUUCCAAAGAUGGUGGUUACAGAGGCACGUCCUUGGAAGGAGCUAUGAAAGUCACAGCAUUUGAUGCAUAGUUAAGCUCCUUCCAGGAAGGAAGUUCCAGGUGCCUGUUAGGGCUACUCAAGAAUCAGCUAGUAGGCACUGAAAGUAUGCUGUGAAUCCCUUCUGUGGAGAAACAGGAAAUUGUGCUUUUUAGCCUUUUCUCUGCACUGCUCUUUGGGAUUGAAGCUCCUGGAAGUGCUUGCACAUCCAUUUUAAAUUACCUUUUUCUGUGAUCUGGGAAGACUAAUCUCUGAUCCCAGAGCUUAGGCGAUAUAGGAUGGCAUCCCUUGAAUGGAAAGUAUACAUCUUAAGGCAUUUGAUACAUAGACAAACUACUUCCAGGGAGAAUUGUUGACCUAGAGUUAUCACUGGGAAAUCCACGAAAGAGGUCUUGGAAGGGGCUGAGCUCCUACUUGGGAUACCAGAGACAAAUGUUUGACCCAUUCACUUCCUGAUGCAGGCUGUUGAUCAGUUCAACUGACAGAGUUGCCGGUUGUCACAGUAAGCUAGCAGAUACCUACUGGGGAGGAAGUGGCACCUUUGAGUUUUACCCCUUCCGUUCACUGGCCCUGGGAAAUGAAGAUCCUGUAAAUACUCUCAGGAUAAUAUACAGCUGCCACUUUGUUCUUUGGUCAAGGGAGACUGAUGCAUGCCUAAUCUUAUCGGUCACCAGAACUACAUGAAUUAAGAGUCAUGACAUGAGGAACUUUAGAAUUGGGAUACUAUAUGCAUGACUCAAACCCUCCUGUGUUCAGGGUGAUGCUCAGUGUUGGGUUUUCCUUGCUAAUUACAUGGCACAGUGCCUGGAGAAGUAUCCAUACCCAUGUAUGACAGCUUUUCCUACCCAUUUCAUGGGGUUAUUUCAUGAAUUGCCUUGUUUGUACUCAACAUAUGAAUAACAGAGACAAUUGAAACAUGAAGAGAUGCAUAUUUGGUGCAUUCAUGGGUGGUGAGUCAGGAGCAUCCUGUUUGACUAUGUUGCUGAUGUCACUCCCCCCUUAAAAUCUGCCUUUGAUUGGUAAUUUAAUCUUUCCACAUUUAGUGUUAUUCCUGUGUAGUUGGAUUUAUUCUCUAUUGCUCUUCAAUGCAACUUAUAACAUACAAGCAAUUUCUAUAUUAUAUGGAUACAUUUCUGGAUUUUGUUCAUAUUCUGAUUUCUCUAUCUUCAUCUAGUAUUGGAAUAUUAUAUCAUGUAUGUUAAUGUCACAUAAUGGUAGUUACUCCCAUUGCUGUGAUAAUUGGUAACUUUCUUGGCUAAUUUCAAAUAUAGGAGGGUUCUUCCAAAAGUUCAUAGAAAUACAUACAAUAAAAAUCUAUGCAUAGAUUCAAAACUGGCACCAAAAUAAUUUAAUUCAUUUUCUCCAUGAAUUUUUUGAAGUACCCUUGUGUAUUUGUAUAUAACCUUCCAGAUAAAUUUUAUAAUUUUGGGGUGCCUUUUUCCAUUAAUAUUUCAAUGUGAUAGUAUAUUUAUAGAUUAUUUUGGGGGAAAUGUGGUCAUCUUUGUAAUGAUGGGUUUUCUCAUUUACACACAAAGUAUGUAUAUUCAAGUCUUCUCAUGUACUGCAAGCCUUUAUUAUAUUAUAGAGUGUACAUAUUUCUUUUUAAAAAUGCACAUAUAUGAAAUAGGACAUGCAUAUAACAUAAAACUUAUGUAAUGUUUAUAUUAUUUGUUAAAUGGAACAUUUAAAACCUUGAACAUGGCUGACCCCUACCACUUUCCACACACCUUCCCAUUUAUCUCUUCCUGAAUGUACCUCCUCUUGCCCUACUCUGCCUGGGAUUCAAGUGUUUGGACUAAUGCUACUGUGAGUAUCCUUCUAUGAAACACACAUGUGGACGUUUCUCUAAAUCUUAUGCCUAUGGUGAUGUCUCAUGUACCUUCCACAGGAGGUUUUCUCAAAUGUAUAAAACAACCUAAACCCCAGCAUCAGUUCAUGAGUAUUCAACUGUUCCACUAAUUCAUUGGAAAAAUUUAUUAAUUUUGUUUAUCUGAGGUGUUUUGCAUUUUCCCUCAUUUAUAAAGAUAUAGAGCAUGUUUCAUAUGAUUGUCAAACACUUAGAAAUCUUCUGUGUGCAGUAAUUUUUUCAAGGUCUUGUCUACCUUUCUAUUCAGAUCUCUGCCUUAUUAAAAUAGCAUUUGGUCAUAUGUGAGAAAUUGUUUUCUCCCACUCUUUAAUAGUGUUAUUUAAUUAAUAGAAUUUUCAUUUUAAUGUAUUCUAAUUUUUGACAAAUUUGGUUUCUGUAAAUUUUAAAGAAAUAAUCCCCCUUCUUAUAACUUCUAAAUGCAUUUUAAUUUUAUUUUUAUCUAGGUAUUAUCUCUGAAAAUUAUUAAUUUUUGCUUCUUCAUAGUUUAUUGGUUGGUGGAUGAACAGAUUCUUUAACACUUGAUACAAAUAUCUCAUAUACCACUGCUACUACAAAACAUAAGUCUUGCCAAUUUUCUUUGACCCUGGACCCUUAAAUUUGACAUUCAGAUUCUAGAUGUUUCCUCAACAAAGGCAAGUAAAAACUAUUUUAAAAUUCUAGCAUUUAAAAAGAUCUUCCUGGGGCAAGUGUUUGGAAUAGUCACUAAGAUACCACUUGGGAUUCUUGCUUCUCAUAUUGUAGUGCCUGGGUUCAAGUCCCAGCUUCUGGCUAAUACACACCCCGGAGGGCAACAGUGGUGACUUGAGUACUUGGGUCUCUGCGGUGCACAUGGGAGACUUGGAUUGAACUGCAGGCUUUUGGCUUUGGCCUGGCUCAGAAUAUCGAAAGAUCUUUUUAUUUAUGUCUCUCCUUGCUUUCUGUCUCUCUGCCUUUGAAAUAAAAUGAAAAUAAUUUAAAUUUUUAAAAUCAAAAUAUCUUCCCUUCCAAAGUGUAUGCAUAAAACAGUAAAAUCUCAGAUUAUUGCUGUUGAUGCUGAGUUAGAGACAGUUAGGUUUAUAAUUCCAAACUCUAUCCUUAACUCUUUCUGUACAAACUUAGAGAAAUGACUUCCUCUUCCUGCUUCAGGUGGCUAUCUCAAGUAUGAAUGAACAUAUUCCUAGGACCCAGCUAUUCCCAGACUACUAAAACAGUGUUGCUAGCCUCAUCAUUGGGUUUGUCCAGAGGACAUUUUAUGAAAGAAGUGUAAUUAUUUUAGUUUUUGCUAAUCUUCAGCCUGUAGGGCCUGAAAAAAGUUUUGUUAAAAAAAAUAAACAAGGCCAGCGCCACGGCUCAAUAGGCUAAUCCUCCACAUGUGGUGCCAGCACACCGGGUUCUAGUCCCGGUUGGGGUGCCAGAUUCCGUCCCGGUUGCCCCUCUUCCAGGCCAGCUCUCUGCUAUGGCCCGGGAGUGCAGUAGAGGAUGGCCCAAGUGCUUGGGCCCUGCACCCGCAUGGGAGACCAGGAGAAGCACCUGGCUCCUGGCUUCGGAUUAGCGCGGUGCGCCAGCCGCAGCACGCUGGCCGCAGCGGCCAUUGGAGGGUGAACCAACGGCAAAGGAAGACCUUUCUCUCUGUCUGUCUCUCUCACUGUCCACUCUGCCUGUCAAAAAAAAUAAAAAUUAAAAAAAAAAAAAAGGAGGAAGGGACUCUUCUAUGGGAUUUAAGAAGAAAAAGAAAUACCUCUUUUUUUUUUUAAUAAAUGCUUUCAUGAAAAGGAUUUCUAAGCUCUCAGAGCACUGAAUUUAUGUGAUGCAAGUUUGCUGAAGUAUUAUUUUCACAGAAAACACUUAGUACUUGCCCCCAGCAGCCAGAAGAAUGGGACGUGUUUACACAUGUCGCUUAAAAUGCUCUCAUUAGAAGCAGAAAGAAGUCAUUCUUUACUCCCUCAAAAGUCAAAUCUGUCUUCCUAUACAUUGCACCCUGGAGGACUAAGCUAUAGUAGAAACAGUAUUAAGCUUGCAUUGGCUGGCCAUAAACAAUCCUAGCACCCUCAGCCCCUGAAGCCAAGAAGAGAAGGCCACACUGAAGAUGUUGACCUUGGAGGAGAAGCAAUACUGAGCAGGUGGGUAUUUUGGAAGCUCCAGAUUCUCAUGUAGCAGUCCUGUGCAGUGCCACCAGGAUUCAUUAUUCCUCAUUCACAUGCAUGGACAGACAGGAGCACUCAUCCAUGUGACCUUUGUACUGCCUUUUAUACUUACUAGCCCCCAGGUCCCACUGCUUGAUCACCAGAUCCAAGUCUGAUGCCAUCAAGUAUGGCCUUGGGGGGUUUGUAUAGAGAUCACUUUGUCAUAGAAGAAUGGCCUUCCAGCUCUUGCCCUGAUUUUCAGAAUACAGAGAAUGACAAAUCUCUCCCCCAUGAUGACAGCCAUUACCAGCAAAGAAGCCAUGAGAGCAAACUGCUGAGUCAGUAUCCCAUAUGACUGCCAGUGUCCUGUUAACCAUAUUGGCUAACAGGACCUGCCAAUACAACCAUAUACUGAACAAGUUUCUUGCCAGGACAAGGCACCAUGGAUCCAGAAACUGAAGAGUACAGCAUGUCUGUCUCCUCCUACUGACUGACUACUGAUAAACAGUGAUACUGGGAGCAGAAAGGGCAUAGCCUGGAGUCCUAUGAGACAUGGUAAAAUAUGGCAAUCCAAGUGAUUGAGGAAGACCCAGCACAUGGGAUUUUCCAGGUGGGUAAAAUGUUUUUUGUGCAUUUGCACCUUGAGUGUGAGAGUCUUCAGACUGCAGCUUGAUUUCACCAUACCUGGAGCCUCCAACAUUGACAUUGCUGAGCACAGGCAGGUGGUCAUGAGGGAUGAAGUCAGCCCAUAGAUGCCACAGCCACUGGAAGCAAAGGUGCCUUGAAACUGCGGGAUGGGAACAUAUAGUGGGCCAGGAAGGGUGGAAUAAGCAGUGUAUGAGUCACUGAGGGUCUUUCAUUGUCCAUUUUCCUGAUGAGCAAGUCGUGUCUCCAAAGCAAUAAGCUUUGUGAGUAUGGGCACAGAAGUCACCAGUCAUAUGGAUGAAGGGGCCUCAGAUUCCCCAGAGCUUCUACAGGGUAGAAGCCUCCAGCCUAUUGCUGGCCUGAGGGGGUGUCGUGUUGGGUCCUCCUAGUAACUGAGCUCACCAUCUCUGAGCAUCCCCACCUCAGAUCUUUCCACAACUUAUGUCCCAGAACGUUCAACUAGCCCAUGUGAUUCCUCCCCCAGAGUCCUACAGUAGUCACCUCCUACUCCCCCAUUCAAAGGUCUGGCAAGCACCCAAUCUCCCAAACCUGUUUCCUCUUGUGGGAGUCAGGCUCAUAACCCCAUUCCCAGCAGGGAACUUGGGUAACUAUCUCCUUGUUAAUAAAAUGCAGCAGCACACCUUCCUAGCUCCUGGGAUGGAGUCCCCCGUGCAUGAUAAGCCAUCCUUCGCUGCUAGGCCUGUGUACACUUACCUUUGCCUGGAAUGCCCACCUGUCUCCCUCCACCUCAGGAAGUCUUGCUCACAUAGCAGAGUUCAGCCCUCAGCUCCUUGACUAAGCCUCCCUUCCAUCCCAUCCUGGACAAAGAUCACCUCUCAGACUUUGAGCACUGGAGCUUCUUGCUAUGACAGUAAAGUAUACUCUUUGCCCUGCAGUGCACAUGCCAUGGGACCACCCCAUCAUGAGCAACUCCUGAGUACAAUGGGAAAUCAGUCUUUCUUAGUCCUCACAACAAGCACCCUCACAUGUCCAUGCCUCCUCUAGUAGUGCAAUCUGCUGGUGUGCAGAUGACUGGGGGGACAAGGCAGUGUAGGGUGGACACAGGGAAGACAAGCCUGACUAAUAGCUGCUAGGUUAGUACAUGACUGGGGAGGGGACAUGGAGAGCUGGGUGCAAGGCAGUUCCUGGUGGAUCACUCAGCUGAUGUCACUGAGGGGCAGUGGUCACUAUGAAGCAGUCAACUUUGGACUCAUUUCCUAUACCACAGAAAAAAAUAUAUAUCUUUUUGGUGAAUCCAUCCAGUGCCAUCCAAGUAAACAUGCACAGGAUUAGAAGGCAGAAGGCUCUGCAUGUAGUUGCCUGUCCUCUCCAGGCAAUCUGCCUGUAACAGGGCAUCUGUCCAUGUGUGCCAAGGAUCUUGGCUGUCUGCUUUUCCUGCUGACCUUAUACCUCACUGGCCACCCAAAUAGCUAAUGAGAGGUAAAUUAGAAACCCCAGUUCUAGAAAGUGCUUUACAAAAGAGUCACAUUUCCAAACCCUCCUCUUAAUGGAUUGCCAAAUGGUCAGUGAGCUGUAAAAUAUGCAGUUCUCCUUCUUGUUACCACCCCUCCUCAUCUACUCAGACUUCUCCCCUCCCCUUUUCUCCCUCACCACAGAGAACACAUUUACAUUUCUGAAAAAAGUUCAGGCAGCAGUAAUGCUUUUUGCUCCAAGCAUUAGGGCCACUCCAGUUCCCCCUCUGUACUCCCUCCUCGGCCACCAACUCAUGAACUCCCAUGGCAACAUGCAGGGGCAAAGCUGCACCUCCUGCCUUGCCACAGUUAGCCCAAUUCAAGGUGUUGGGAUUCCCUUCUUGUCUGAUACUCUGCUGGGUUGUGGUGUCCUUAACUAGUGUCCUCAUGCCAGCUACAUCCUCUGAGUUGGGGAGGUGGUAAAUGAAGUUAGAUUCCCCUUUGGGUUUUCCUUUAUUCAGGGCAGGCUCUUCCUAGGGAGGAAUUUCUGAGGUCAGGCAGGCCUUGGGAAUAGGGGGCACAGAAGGGAAACAGCAGGCAGAGCAGUAGGCAAGAGGUAGUAAGAGCAGGUUUGAGAAAUUUGAGAGGUCUGGCAAGGAUACAACUCCUGGUCAACGAUGGGAAGUGUGCCUUAGAAUAGAACUGGGGCAUGGGACCUAGUGGCCCAGGGCUUCUGUUGUUCUAAAUCCAUGGCCAAUGAGGGUGGGAGUCAGGACUGUGGGUAGCAGCAUCCCCCAAGCCAAGUGAGCCUGGAGACUUACUUGUCCUCUCCACUGCACACAUAUAUACAAACACACACAUGCAUGAUUCUUAGCAGCUGUGACUGCCUUCCCUGGGUCUUGGCUUUGCUCUUCUGGCUACUCCUUCAUUCAGCCUCUUUCCCCUUGGUAAAAGUGAGUUUGGAGGAUGAGAGUUUGGUGCAGUGGUUUUUUUUUUUUUUUUUUUUUUAUUUUUUGACAGGCAGAGUGGACAGUGAGAGAGAGAGACAGAGAGAAAGGUCUUCCUUUGCCGUUGGUUCACCCUCCAAUGGCCGCCGCGGCCGGCGCGCUGUGGCCGGCGCACCGCGCUGAUCCGAUGGCAGGAGCCAGGAGCCAGGUGCUUUUUCCUGGUCUCCCAUGGGGUGCAGGGCCCAAGCACCUGGGCCAUCCUCCACUGCACUCCCUGGCCACAGCAGAGGGCUGGCCUGGAAGAGGGGCAACCGGGACAGAAUCCGGCGCCCCGACCGGGACUAGAACCCGGUGUGCCGGCGCCGCUAGGCGGAGGAUUAGCCUAGUGAGCCGCGGCGCCGGCCUGGUGCAGUGGUUUUGAAGCAGCUUGUGCCUGCUUGCAUCUCAAGUGAGAGUGCCUGAGUUUUAAUCCCAGGUCUACUCCUGAUUCCAGCUUCCUGCAGUGCAUACCAUUGGAGGCUGCAGGUUAUUGGAUUCCUGCACCCACAUAGUAUUCCUGUACCCACACUGAAUUCCUGGCACCUGACUUUCCCAUUGCUGUCCUCUCUCCCUUAGUCACCACCCUAAAAUCCAGGGCAAUUUCAUUGGGAUGCAAGGUGUUGGUUGGAGUAAAAGUCCCUUUGGUGUUGCUUAGCUCCAGGAAUAGGCUGGCCAUAGUAUCCUCAAUGUAGACCUGUUAAAACCCUUAUUGGUGAGAGCAUUUACUGUGAUGGUAUCAUGUGAAUUCCAUCGAGGCCACUGUCUUGUUUACAAAGCUUAAUGCAUAGAAAGAGGAGAAAUCCUCACGUAACAAGUAAGAACAUUGGAAAUGGCAAUCUGAAAAGUUACUGAAGACAUCCAUGGUGUUCCCCCCCAUGACUUGGCAACUGGAACUGUCACUCUGUGACUCCUUUCGCAGAUGACCCAGCUUGUCUUCUGCUAUUUUGUCUCAAAUACCACAGAGUUUCAGGAUGAACAGAAAAGUACACUUUAGAUUUUCUGUUAUUGCCACUGUAGGGACUAUGUACACAGCACACCAAAAAUAUGAUUGCAAGAGACUAGAAUAUGCUACCCAAAAGUAUACUUCUUUAGUAUACUUUGACUUGAUUAUUCUGAAAAACUGCAGACACAGAAGUAGCUCUGAGAAAAAACAAAAACAAAAACACCUGAAUCUCUAAAGGCAGUCUACAUUAGUAAAAGUAUCAGGAAGAAGGCUGCUCUGGACAACUGUUAUUACCCAAGUCUAAUUAAGUAUUUAGGUACUCAGAAGCAUUAGGUUGUGAGCAAGUUCUCUGUUCUUGGAACUCUAAUUUAAUUGGCAAAACACAAUAAAACCAAUUCUAUAUAUUCACCAAAUAUUAUGUUCUUUUAGUAAUAUAUGAUCUAAAAAGAAUCAUAAAGGCAGCAGGCUAUCCUUUGUAAAUGUGGAAAAGACAAAUGGAAAUAUUACCUACAAAAGAAAUUCUUACAUUCUUCAACUUUUGUUUUAUCUGUAUAAUUAUAAAUAUAAUUUAAAGGACCACUGUAUGGAAGAUUUUUAAAGCUGGAGAAAAUUUAAUACAAGACUCUGUUUCUAUACUGUACUUCCUGGAGGAGAACCAUUUCAGGCCUAUGUUUCAAAAAUGAAAGGUAUAUUAAACUUAAUACAAUGAUUCCUUUGAAGUAGCUUACUGCCCUUCAUUUAAACCACAGUCUUGUGCAUUUUUUUCAAAAGGGAGAGUAAUGUGAACACCAUAACUGCAAAGCUUAGUCUUCUGAGAAUAAUUGUCAUGAAUUGGUAAUUGAUUCCUGGAGGGAUUACCAGUGUCCCACAGGAAGGUAAGCUGUGAAUUCUAGUUUUAGAGAUAUACACAUGUUCUAUUUGAGACCCCCCUCCCCCCAUUAACUCUUCUGGGCCUUUUCCCCCAAUAGUCAAGACUGCUGAGGAAAAGUUAUGUACUUAACGUGUAACUUGUUUUCCUUAAAAUGCUGUUUUGCAGUUAUGGCCAUAAUUUUCAACUAAUUUUAAUUUCCCCAUACCAUACUGCUUUUCAGGAGGUACAUACUCAAGAACACGUUUGCUUACUGAAAGGGUUUUGUGGACAUGGGGAAACCAGCAAAGCAGUAAACCAUCCCAGAGAGUAUGAAAGAGCUACAUGUAGACAGUGAGUAGUGAGUGAUGAGAAAGAAUUGAAGACAUUACCCCUGUGAUAAGGAUCGUGUACACAUGCUAGCAUUUGUCACUUAAAGUCCACUGUUAAGAGAUUAAUUCUGUAAGCCCUGUUGAGAAGAAAACAUCCUGGAGGAAGGAGGAACUCAUUCAGCUAUUCAUUUUGCAUCCCUUCCUAUGUAUCAACCUCAGGGACUUCCAUGCACAUAGGCCUAUAUUAUCAUUUUAGGUAAUAAAAACUAAGGCUCAGAGUAUAAAGUUAUAACCAAGGGCCACAGAUAGUAAGCGGCCAAGACAUGAUUUAAGCUCUAAUCUGUUUAAUUUUUACACCCAACCUGUUUCUGUACAAUGAUAUGAGUCUUAGGAGCAAAGGUAUUAAUUAAUUCAAGCAAAGAUGCUCUGAGUGUGUUCGAAAAGAUGGAAAGUAGAGGACCAAAAACAUUGAUCCAGAUAGUAUCUGUAGCUGAAAAGAGAAGAGUCAAAGACUUGAUGUUUAGUAAACUUUUCUUGACUCUGUGUGAAACUUCAGAAUUGGAAGUGACUUGCCACUUUAUUUUCUCUUUAUUAUUCUCUUUAUCUUCUUUUUCAUUUGCUUAGUGAGAACCUAGGGCCUAAUCUCAGAUCACAAACAUCAUGUAUGGUUUCUAUUCAGAGAGACAAAGAAUCAGAAUGGAGAGAAUUCCAAAAUCCUUUAGUAAUAAGAUCUCUGUAAACAGGGGUCAGUAGCAUUGUAAAACCCAGGACCAGAGAGAGCCUUUCAGAGUGGUCUGAGUGUCACUUAACAAAGGAGAGGUAAUGAUCUGCCAAUAUUGCUUCUUUUCUUAAACUGAGUGUUUUAUUUGAGAGGCAGAGAGACUGGGAGAGACUGAGAGAAAGUAAGAGAGCUUCCAUCUGUGUUUCACUGCCCAAAGGCCCAUAAUAACAAUGAUCAGGCUGAUACUGUGAGUCAGAGACUUGAUACAGGUCUCCCGUAUAAGUGGCAUCAUCAUCAGGAAGCUGGAAUCAGGAGCAGAGCCAGCACUUCCAACCAGGUACUCCAAUAUGGGAUAUGAGCAACAUAGGUAACUGCUGAGUCAAAUCCCCAGCCCUGUUGUUUGCUCUUAAACCUACAGAAUAUUUUAUUUAAAUGGGGUUUUGUGUGUGAUUUAUCUGCUUACACAAAUAUGGUACUUUAAACUUCAUAUUAAAGAUUUGAAAUGUAUGGCAAUAACAUCAUCAUAUUCGAUAUCAUGUAUCAUGUACAUCAUCAUUAUCAACAUUUAAUGUAGAAUGCAUAUUGCAUUUUGUGAUGAAACGCUUUCUAGCCUGACUUUUUAUGGUUUUGAAUAGUUGAUGUAAGAAAUUGUUUUUUUCAUUUACUAGGAAGGACUGUGUGUAUGAAUAUAUACAUAUAUAUGUUUGCAAUACUUUUUGCAUUUUUAAUUACUUUUAAUGAUAAGCAGGUCAAGUUAGUUUUAGGAAGGAUUGAGUUGGUUUUUUUUUUAAGAUUUAUUUAUUUGAAAGACACCAUUUUAGAGAGAGGGAGAUACAGAGGAGGAGGGGAAAAAGAGAGAGAGAGAGAGAGAGAAACACUUCCAUCUGCUGGUUCAUUCCCCAAAUGACCACAAUAGCCAGGGCUGGGCCAGGCUGAAGUCAGGAUCCAGGAGCUUCUUCCGGGUCUCCAAUAUGGGUGCAGGGGCCUGAACACUUGUACCAUCUUCUAUUGCUUUUCCAGGUGUGUUAGCAGGGAGCUGGAUCAGAAGUGGAGCAGCCGAGACUUGAACCGGUAUCCAUAUGGGAUGCCAGUGUCGCAGGCAGCAGCUUUAUCCACUAACACUGGCCCCUUGUGGUUCCUUUUCAGUCACUUUUGCUCUGGAGACUGUCACUGGGUGCUCCCAGGGUCCUUUGUUCUCAUCGGUAUGCAAAGACCAAAACACCAGCUCUGUAAUUCUGGAGGCUCUUAAACAAAGUCAGUUUCUACUGAAUCACCCAGCCAUGUUAUGUAGUAGGUGAAUUGUUAUAAUAAAGUGCUUCAUUUUGGCACAUUUUCUUUUAAUGUUUACUGAAAUCCAAAACUGUUGUGAAUAUAUUACUUAUGAAUCAUUUUAAAAGAGAGGGACCUAAGGAGGAGUAUAAGGCAGGUGACCUUGAAGUUGGGCAGUCAUAUUAACUCAUACAAUAGUGUAGAGAGUAAGACUGAGUCCAUUUUGAGAAACAUAGAACUCUAAAGUAAGUGAGGCAACUGGGUCUUCAAAGCAACAUGUAUACCAAAAAGUAGCCAGGAUUACGUCAGCUACAGUCAAUCAGAAGGCAAACUAAUUUAUAAGGAAUAACCAAUCCAAGAACAAAGAACCAAGGAUGUAACCAAUCAAACCUAAGGUGUGAUUAGAACCAUCCAAACCAAAAUACCAGAAAGGGAGGAGUUUCUGCCUCCCAUGCAUGGUCUGUGAGUGGUCUUGUCAAUCAGUGUCAUCUUUAGUGGUUGCUACAGAAUCCACUGCUAAACCUUCACUGUCAGACAACGUCACAGAUGAGUCUACUACAACUUCCUUGCAAGACACUGACCAGAAGAUUCCCUUGCAAGGUGAGGACCUGUGUCUGGACUACACCUGGGACUUGUUCAUUAACCCCAAGUCUCUUGCUCUGUCUUUCCCUAUUUCUCUUCAAUUUAUGGUAUGAUUGUAAUUUUAAUCGCUGUAUUAAUGAUAAGUUAUAGUAGUAUAUUGAUGAGAACAUUUUCCCAUUUGCUAUGACUGCACGUGCCUUACCAAUUUGACCUAAUGGCAAGCAAGUGAAGUGGGGAGUACCUGAGGUCAUUGUGUGCUCAGUGAAGCCCAUGUAGCUUGUAACUGAGUUAAUAUGUGACCCAUUAAUAAAGCUUGACAUUGUGGAAGAACGUAA
Oryctolagus cuniculus (rabbit) is the source of this 23853-nucleotide messenger RNA. The record is from RefSeq and is a predicted model, not a curated record. Lineage: Eukaryota; Metazoa; Chordata; Mammalia; Lagomorpha; Leporidae.